AUUAUUCACGUCAGAAGAUUCAGGAUGCUGUCACAAAGAGCUGCCCAGCAAGCGCUACGGCGACUAGCCGUCCAGCGACCAGCAUACCGAUACAUCGUGCCGGCAGCGGUUACCUCCAGCAAUGCCCUUGUCUCGCAGAGACGGCUUGCAGCGACCGCCAACCUCUCCGAAGCCCAAGCGACCGACGAGAUCCUCGCCAAACAGCGCCUAAGCCGCCCUGUAUCUCCCCAUCUCAGCAUCUACCGCCCACAAAUCACAUGGUACGGCUCGAUCCUGAACCGCAUCACCGGUUCCAUCCUUAGCGGCGGAUUCUACAUGUUUGGAGCAUUAUACCUCGUUGCGCCAUACCUGGGCUGGCACCUCGAGACUGCGGUCCUGGCCGCGGCCUUCGCCAAGUGGCCCCUAGUGGUGAAGUUCCCUUUGAAGGCGAUCGUUGCCUGGUUCUUCACAUACCAUAGCUUCAAUGGCGUCAGGCAUUUGAUGUGGGAUAUGGCGAGCAUGAUCUCGAAUAAGCAGGUUAACCAGACGGGAUGGGCGGUUGUGGGAUUGAGCACAGUGGCUGCGGUGGGCUUGGCUUUACUUUAGGUGGAUAUAUUACGAACUCUUGAGCAAAGCAUGACUGUCAGUGACCGCGAUCCUGAGCUGGUCGAUGGGCCGGCAUGUGAGCGGUAGGUCUCGGCACGAGCUCGAACACUAACCUCGCCACGGGGAGCAGAUGUUCUCGUGUGUAGUAUAUCGGAUAGAGAUGCAACGUGUGCUCUGUUGACCACGCUGCCUGUGUAGACCGGCCUCGUUGAUGGCGAUAAUUCGUUUACAAGGUACACAUCGUUAUACU
Messenger RNA from Baudoinia panamericana UAMH 10762, 835 nucleotides. RefSeq lists its product as uncharacterized. Gene Ontology annotation, molecular function: succinate dehydrogenase activity; electron transfer activity. NCBI's taxonomy places the organism in Eukaryota, Fungi, Ascomycota, Dothideomycetes, Mycosphaerellales, Teratosphaeriaceae. The transcript has 3 exons. Gene Ontology annotation, biological process: mitochondrial electron transport, succinate to ubiquinone; tricarboxylic acid cycle. Bases 25 to 585 code for a protein of 186 amino acids. The record is from RefSeq and is a predicted model, not a curated record. Gene Ontology annotation, cellular component: membrane.